Messenger RNA from Abrus precatorius (Indian licorice), 786 nucleotides. RefSeq lists its product as uncharacterized. NCBI's taxonomy places the organism in Eukaryota, Viridiplantae, Streptophyta, Magnoliopsida, Fabales, Fabaceae. Gene Ontology annotation, molecular function: nucleic acid binding; zinc ion binding. The record is from RefSeq and is a predicted model, not a curated record. The transcript has 2 exons. Bases 1 to 786 code for a protein of 261 amino acids.
AUGGAGAAGAUCUUCAAUGCAAUGGGGUGCCAUGAGGAGAACAAGGUUGUCUAUGCCACCUACUUACUGUGUGGGGAGGUGGAGUUUGAGCAUGGAUUGAGGCCAAACAUCCGGGCUGCAGUCAGUGUGUUUCAACUGACGGACUUGCCCACUCUGGUGGGCAAGAGUAGAAUCUUUAAAGCUAACUCAAGGGGGAAGACAAUGGAUACUAGGGGAGCUGGCCCAGUGAGACAAGAUAGAAGACCUCCUAGGUUCUCAAGUAGACCGUACUCAGGAUCAAAUAGCUCUCAAUCUCGAGGGAGUUCUUCCCAGGAGAGGAGUAGUGAAAGUGGUUCAGGAUCGAGUUCUUUCAGAGGGCCGCUUAAGUGCUUCAGGUGUGGAGGGCCACACAUGGUGAAGGACUGCCCACAGCCGAGGAUAACUUCUAGCAACUGUGGGAAGUCGGGGCACGUUGCCAACGAGUGCUGGGCCGCCAAGAGGGGAGACAGUACAAGUACAGCUCAAAGGCCGAAAUUGAGAGGAAGUACGGGACAGAGUACGAGGCAGAAGCUGAGCAUUCCUGGUAGAGUCUUUGCUAUGAGUGAGGCAAAGGCUUCACAAUCCAAAGAGCUGAUCCGAGGUAAAUGUAUAAUUAAAGGCAUACUACUUGAUGUGUUGUUUGAGUCGAGUGCUACGCACUCCUUUAUAUCUGUGGACUGUGUGAAGAGUCUAAAUUUGUAUGUGAUGGAAUUGUCGUGUAAUGUUGUGGUGACUACCCCUACGAGUAAGCCAGUUGUGACGUCAUAG